AGAGAGAGAGAGAGAGAGAGAGAGAGAGAGAGAGAGAGAGAGAGAGAGAGAGAGAGAGAGAGAGAAAGCGAGAGAGAGAAAGCGAGACAGAAAAAGGGGAGGAAAGAAUGAGACGCAUACUCACACCUGAGAAAGAUACACUUGAAAAAAAAAGUAAAUCACAGAUAUAACACAUGGAGUGCUAACGGGUCUAAGUCACAAGAACAACGGAUGGACAACAAAGGAUGCGCCAAGUUUGCGCUGGCUCUCACGACAAAAAAGCGUAGGAUUAUUAUACAGACGUGAAGAAGACCCUCUAGUGCUAUAUAGAUAUACAACGCGAGGUACAAAAAGCACGCACGUUGUUCUGGCUUUCCUGCUAAUUACUACGUGCAUGCCGAGUUUUGUAGUCUCAAAAAUUGAUUUGACAUCAGAGGUAUAUCGUCGAGAGAAUUUCACUAUUACUGCAACCUAUGCCGAUCGGGAAGCGCUUUUCGCUCCGCCGAUUACAACACAACUACGGAGCUUUCCGGUAACAACUGGUGCUGUUUCUGUCAAAUUCUGGAUGGGAUAUAUUCUAUGAGCAUCGCUCGAAGAUGGAACGAAGGAACGAGAGAAUGAAUUAUAAAAUUACUGAGUUGAUAGCGCCGCAAAUGUACGAGUGCCAGGCCUAAAGAAACGUGAUAACGCGAUGAAUUGGGAAAAGGAAGCCGAAAUGGCAACAAGAGCGGAACGACAGCGAAAACGGACAUGUUCAAAAAAAAGACAGGACAGAGGGAUAUAUACGUGCGUUAGAGAAUUACGGAAUCACGUGCGUCCUUAUGUAUAUCGUAUGCGAUUUAUUACAUUCACGCGACUUCUUACAAUAGUUCUUACAUUAGUGGCGUUAUUGUCGUAAAUAUCUUUGCGUUACUAAAAACUUCGUAAUAGGCUUUCAUUGAUUGUCGAUUAAUGUGUGCAAAAUAAGAGUAUGCUAAGAUCGAAACAUAUGUCCUCCACUGAGAAGAACUUUAGCUGGAAGACGAGAGACGAAAGGCUCAUUGAAAAACGGGAAGAUUUAGAGACCGACGCGAAAGAGCAAGCAAAAAUGUGCUCAAUGUAACGAAAAAACCAUUUUAAAAAAUUCUUAAGGAUUUUUCGCGUGAUGUUGAAAUACUUCGUACGAAAAUUAAUUAUUGUAACGAAGGACCUGAUGUAAUAGGUAUUGAAUACGGUCUAUAGUCAAGAUUAAGUAACACUAAAAUAAAAGGCAGAGAGGGAGAGAAAAAAAGGUAUGAUAAACAAUUAAAUGAAAUAAAAAGUAAUAAAAUGUAAUUAAAUAUAAAACCGCAUUCUCGCAGUAUUUAUUAUUAUUAAUAAAUGAUACGUUUGGUUUUAAAUCUUAAUCCGCAUAGCUAUCAGGAAAAAAAAACGGUGAAAAACGUAUCGUGUAGUUUCAGUAGUUACAAUUUUUAGCAUGAGAUUAAUGUCACACUGAACACGCGGCACACACACGGGGAGGCGAAAAACGGAAAAGAAAUGCUGAUUGAUUCUAAUGGAGAACCGGGUGAUUCAUUUCAUCGAGAUCUACCAGCAGGAGGAAGAAAGAGAAUACACAGUGGAGAUAUGUGGACAGUAUAUAUAAAAUAAGUAUCAACUGAAUCACACACUAUAUACCGAUUGAUGAGGGUGGAUUAAUAAGCGAUAUGUUAUUCAAUCGCAUAUGUGGGUAGCAAAGCGAUGAGAGGUUGCGGCUUGUUCGUCAGCGAACCGAGAAAGGAGGAAAAGAAAAUCUGCCACACAUACUUUCUUCGAGAAAAUAAAUAAAUAAUGAAACGUUAUUGAUUAAUGCGCGCGCGUAAAGGAAUGAUGAGAGAGAGAGAGAGAGAGAGAGAGAGAGAGAGAGAGAGAGAAAGAGAGAGGGAUGGGAGAAGAAAAAGAAAAGAUGAUAAUGUUCAAUAAAGCGGGAUAAUGAAACGGCGAAUGCCGAAUACCAUGGAUACUUUGUAUUAACGAUGCAUUAUGCAGGAUGUAGUAGAAGGAAGAGAUAGGCCGCGCGCGGAACAGAAGUGAAAAAAAGAAAUGUUCUUACUUAGAUAAAAGCUAAAUGAAUCCUUCUCUUAGUUUUUCAUAGAUUUAAAAUGCCAGAGCGGGACAGCUCGCUAUAAAUCAUUGAUCCCCCUCCCGCCCUCAACAAUGCGGAACGCCCUGUGUAACAGCGAAUUCGCGAUCUCUGUCAGCCAGCUGGCAAGUGCGCUGUUCUUGUUUUACGUGUGGUAUGCGUGCGCGUGUAUGUGCGUUGUGCAUGUAGUGUCGAAACAGCACAACCGUGACUUAAAAUGCCUGCCACGCGAUUUUUUUUUCGGGCCGGGACAAUCCGAGACUUGUCAUCGAUGCGAUCUUGCAAUCGAAUACAAAUAUGUCCUUCCUCCUCGUUUCCCUCGGGAAUUUUUCUCAGUCGUUGCUCGCGUUUGUUUCGAACGUGAUCGCGUUGCUUGUUGUUGAGAUCUGCAGAUUGAGAUGAGAUUAAAUUAAACGUUUUCGUUAAUGGUCCCAGUGAACCAAUUGUACUUGAAAAAAUUGUACAUCUUGAGUAACAAAGUAAUCAACAAGUAGUACAUUUUGGCAGAAAUUGACGAUCAAACAAAUUCAAGGCACUAUUUUUAGCUACUCGUUUAUUAUUAAAAGAAUUGCGGAACGUGAUUAAGAUCCUUGUAGCGAUCGGAUAAUUAUUCUAUAUUUUCUUUGUAAAUUGAUACGAUUUUUUUUGUUUGUGUCAUGAUAUAGCAUGCUUGAGAUAUUUAAAUAUCGCUAUUACGCCAUUUCAACAAUAUAUUAAAAUAACUGUGAGUUCUCAAGUUGAUAUAAUGACGUUUCUGAGUUGAAUAAAAUGUUGGCGUACGCGACUGCAAUCGCGACCGUGUACGAGUUAAUGAGUGAAGAUACGACAACGUUCGCUCGGCGGUCCAGGCCCUAAAACUACCCUAAGUGUUCAAUAAAUCGAGGUGUUCUCGAGGUAUCCUAUUUGUGCAUAAACGCGAGACGUUUCUUCCUUCGCCGGUUCCUUCCAUUCGGUGUCUUUGCUUCGAGUCUCGCCACGAAUAGACACACGAAUGCGAAAGAAAAAGACGCGCGUUCCCUCGUUGACCUCUCACGACUUUUCUCUGUUAUGCGCGCGAGAGGUUGCAUGAACGGUGUCCCUCGGAUGAAACAUUCAAAGUGCAUAUAUGCAGGGGAAUGACAAGUCGAGUCAUGAGUAGAAGAAGGAGAGGCAUCGGAUAGACCCGCGAGUCCGUAUGUUGGUAAUUAGAAUUGUCGACGUUUUAAAACUAUCUACCUGUCAUCCAGAUUUGCAAUCAACGAUAUGCCUUAUAUGAAAUUUAUUGAUUCGGAUGUUGUUUGUCAGCGGCAUUUCCAGAUCGAUUGACGCCAAUCCCGAUUAAUUAUUAAUUAUUAAUUCUCCUCUUUUGUCUGUUUUAUAUAUGAAACUAUUGUAAUUUAGAACAAAAUGAAUGUAGCGAAUAACCGAAUUGGAAUUCGGAAUCGGAUUAGAACUUUAUUUUAUCUCUCUGUUGUAAAUCGAUCGCUUCUGUCACAACGAAAAUGCGAUUUAAGACGUUUUAUGUACGAUUGUUAUUUUUGAUGAAUCGUUUUUUCAGAAUAAAUGCGCGUGAUGAGAAAAUAUGGGAAUAGAGAGAGAGAGAGAGAAAGAAAGAGAGAGAGAGAGAGAGAGAGAGAGAGAGAGAGAGAGAGAGAGAGAGAGAGAGAGAGAGAGAGAGAGAGAGAGAGAGAGAGAGAGAGAGAGAGAGAGAGAGAGAGAGGAGUUAGAGGUGAGAAAGGACAAAAGAGAGGAGCAUACCUAUGUGUAUGAAAUGUGAAUAAAGGAAAGGAUGUGUAUGAUGGAUACUUUUGAAGCUACGGAAAGAUACGUAACGUUGUUGACAGGGUGUUCCGUGUCCGGGAGGGGAGGGGUGUAGCAGCGGAAAAAAGCUUUGCCAUCGUGCGCAGCCUCUUUACUUUAGGCUAAUAUAAUUUAAUUAUUAUUAAUAAUAUAAUAGUAAUAAUAAAUAAAUAAUGAUUAAUAAUAAUAAUAAUAAUAAUAAUAAUAAUAAUAAUAAUAAUAAUACAUGUUAUAAUAAGAUAUUAGAUGUAAUUAUUAUAUAUGGUUUAGUCUAGAUCGUGUUGUUGAAGAAAAAAAAAACACAAAGUACAUAUAAGCGAACAAAAAAAGAGAUUAAGGACAAAGUAGAAAAGAGAUGUGUCGAUGGAGAGAAUGAAGAGCAGGAAGAGAGAAGAAAAACAGAUUGAAAGCAGAUAUACACCAGCCAGGAAGUUUGGUCUAAGACCACAUGAUCUUUUUGCGGUGGACUGAGCGGGACGACGCCGCGCUUACAUUGUGGCUUACAUGCUUAUCCAUGCGUAUCAAGCGCGAUGCUUCAAGCGCAUUAAGCUUAUUCAUGAAGUACAAGAUAAUGUUAAUGCUUUCAUAUAUUUGCGUGCGCGAUUUAGAGGGAGGUACCGACAAGAAUUCUCGUUAGAUUCAUUAUCGCAUAUUUCGUUUCUCUGUUAUUUUCCGCAUGUUUUUUUGGGGGGGGGGGACGGUGAUGCUCCCUACGCAGCUCUCUGUUUCUUGAGAAUGAGAGCAGGAGUGCCGUGAUUCUCUUCGUUCUUCGUCAUCGAACACAUACACACCCGAUUAACGAGAAACGCGUUUGUUUGUUUUUCUUAUGAUUUAACUAACAGAAAAAAACUUCGUGUUUAUUAGGAAAAUCCCCGGUGGAUUUUGACACUGCGCUCCUGCACAGCCCGCCGCAUACCGCGUCGAAAUCAUUAACGAUUUAAAAAGUCUUAAAAAAAAGAAAAAGGAAGAAAGGAAGACGGAGAUGACGUUUUAUUAAUGCUGUACAUAUUUUAAAUAAUUGAGAAUGAAUAAAUAGAUCGCGCGUGCAAACUUCAACGGUGAUCUCGCUCGAAAGGCGGUCUCGUUCUCAAAGAAGGGAACGCUUUUUUAUCAUAGAUCUACCGUAUUCUUUUCUGUUUUUCUUUUUGCGUUUUUUUAACGCAUCGCAUCAUGUCGUGACAUACCACACGUCCACACACUAUACAUCGCGUAUAGAGGAACAUUGGUUAUAGAGAAAUGCUCGAAAAUUACAUUACUAUUACAUCUACAGCAACUAUCUAUCUUCUAAUUGACGGUUCUCUUUUUCACAAUGAAUUAUUAUUCAAUAAGUUUUGUUUUACACACACACACACACACACACACACACACACACACACACACACACACACAUACAUACAUACACACGCAUGCACAAAUUACAUAACAAAUACAACCCAAGUGUCAUUACUUUUGAUGUUAAAUAAAAAAUACAUAAUUAAUAGAGCGGUCUCCCAUUUUCCUUAUCUUUCCUCUGCAAUAGAUAACCGUUGAAUAAUUAACAAUGCCGCACUAUUUUUGCAAUUGUUGUAGGAACAAUCACGCAAUGAGCUCGCAAUUAUUAUUGUCACUUUUUGUUAUGUAGAGUUUAUUAUUAUUGUUAUUAUUAUUGUUGCUAAAAAUAUUCAAAUAAAUAGAAAUAAUGAUACUAACGCAUCGUUUAAAUUUGCAGGCAGAAGUAUUCUCGAGAAAGUAUCUGCGACUUGUAAAUUUGUAAAAAAAGUUAUAAUAUAGAUUAUAUUAUAAUGUUUAAAUCUCGGUUCUCAAUUUGCUUCUAUAAAAUGUAUUUAUUUACUAUCCUACAUCUCAUAUAAUUUAUUUAUAAAUUUUACUGUAAAAAUUUGUCAAGGAAAUAUGAAUUAUUAUGAGUUCAAAAUGUAGAUGUAUGUGUCGUCGUGGUAUUCUCUAGCGCCAUCAUUUUAUUGACUAACAAAGAAAAGAAAGUUAUAUGUAGGUUGGGUUCGGAGAGCACGCUUUUGGCGCUAUAAGCGUGCUCCAUCUUUUUUCGACAUUCACUGAGCAACAAGGAUAGAAUAUGAUACUAUGAAGACUAGAACCAGGAGACCGAUCUCCGUGGUUUUGAGUGAGGCAAAAAUCUCUUAGAAAUGUAAUACCAAAUGGUGGCGCUGACGAUGCUGAUACAUCAUGAUUACACCGGAAUAUUAUUGGUAUAAGAAAACUGAGAUAAGUACUCUAAAAUGUAAAAUUGCUAAGAUUUUUAUUAUAAAUUUGCAUUUAUUGUCAAAUAUUUGAGUUCUUACAAUUAUUCGUCGUUAUACUUCAUAUUUUUCGGUAAAUCAUUGUCACCAGCGCCACCAUUUGGUACUACAUUUCUAACAGAUUUUCGCCUCACUUUUGGAGGCGAAAUCAGGCUUAGUUCGGUCGUUCGGUCUUCUGGUUCUAGUUUUCAUAAAUGAUACUUUUAGCGCUAAUAGCGUCUCCCCAAACCCAGCCGUAAUAUAUUUGUAACGAAUAAUAUUGACGAUCCUUACUUUAACGACUGAAGGAAAUUAUGGGUGCUUUCCAUUUAGUGACACAAGUCGACAAGUAUCGUUCUAUCUUUGUUACUCAUUGAACAUAAAAAAAGAUAGAACGAUGCUUGUGUCGACUUGUGUUACUAAAUGGAAAGCACCCUAUGAUAACAAAUAAAUUAAAAGCAAUUCAAAAGAUGGCGAUAAAUUUAAUCGAUUACAUUUAUCAUUCGUCGAGCAAAACUUGAUCCUGAUGAGUCUGAUAGAUUAAUAGAUGGCGUGGUCGUAUAGACGCUUAUUUGAAAACUUAACGUAUAUUAUAUGCCUGUAUAGAUCGUAUGUAGGAUAUUUCUUAAUAUUUCUGUUACAACUUUCUUGCGAUAAAGGAUAAUUAUGGCUCCGGCGAUCAAAGAUAAGAUGAGGAAUAUAUUUCAUAAAGUGCAGUUUAAUAAAACUGAUCAUCCACAAUACAUUAAGCAGCUAACAAAAUUAUACGAAAGGACAAAUUUAGAUACAUUCUGGGAACAUUUUGUCUGGUGUCUGAAGCUACCUCUUUCAACAUCCCAACAACAUCCAUAUGUUGUUAACACAUUGGAAUUUUGUGCUAAAUUUUGUGUGAGUUUCUAUCCAUCCUUGGAGAGUGAAACCACAGAACCAAUAUCGCCAUUUCUCAGCAAAUUAUUUAUGUUUCUUUUGUCAAGUCACAAUGCUAAGGACAAAGGAGUAAGGUUUCGCAUAUGUUUAUUUCUAAAUAUGCUCUUAAACUCUAUGGGUGACAAUGCUUUCAUUGACGAUACUCUAUGUGACCAAAUUACUGUCAGUAUGAUGAAUCGAUUGAUGGAUAAGUCACCUAAAGUCAGAGCACAGGCUGUUUUUGCCUUAUACAGACUGCAGGAUCCAUCGGAUGAACAAUGCCCUGUAAUAAAAAUGUAUCUCUUUCAUGUAUCUAAAGAUCCAAGUGCUGAAGUUCGUAAAGCGGUUCUUACCACUAUGGGAAAAAAUCAAAAAACUUUACAAGCUGCAUUGCUAAGAACACGAGACAUUGAUGAUUCUGUACGGAAAAAAGCAUAUGAAUUUAUAAGUAAAAUCACAGUGCGUUCCUUGACUAUUGAGCAAAGAGAACGCUUAUUGAAGGAUGGUCUCAAAGACAGGUCUGAGAGUGUUAGGACAUGUGUAAAUAAUGUUUUAUUACCAGCAUGGCUUAGAUAUUUCAAGGGAGAGUAUAUGAAUCUUAUUCAUGCACUGGAUGCUGGAAUAGGGACAGAGUCUGCAACUUCAGCUUUACGAGCAUUAUUCAAACAUGCUGAUUUGAAUACUUUAUUGGACCAAGUGCCAGUAGAUAAAAAUACAAAAUUAAUUCCAUUGAAAAGCUUAACAAACGAAAGUGUUUUAUAUUGGAAGUGUAUAAUACAACAUCUUUAUCGUCUUUCCUGUACGGAAGAAAUAGAAUUAAUGAUUCCAGAGCUAUCAGAAUUUUGCAGAUAUAUAUGCGACUUUAUUACUCUUAUAUCUUCUCAGUCAUAUGAGACAUGGGAAAGAGAAAAUCAAAAGUUUAUUUUACUACAACUUUUUGAAAUAUCUACAACGUAUGAUCUCUCAGAUGAAGUAGGCAGAAAGAAAUUGAAUGAAGUGAUUAUAGAUACUUUAAUGAGUGAUCAUUGGUCUACUAAAAUAAUUGAAUGUCUGGUAAGUCAUUUGGCAAAAGUGAUACCAGAGCCCAGCAAUAUGCUGAAUGCUAUUGCUAAUGUUAUUAGUGAAACUAGGCUACCUUUGAAAGAAAAUGCAGUUACUCAGCAAAUUACUGCAGAGCAGCAGCAUGAGAACAACAUGCAAAAAGCUAGAUUGAAGGUACAAGUGAUAGAACUUGAAGAAGAAUUGUAUCAAACAAUCAAGGAACAGAAUUUUUUACAAGCUGACAGUCUUAAAGAAAAAAUCAAUACCUUAAAAGAGGAGAUAACUCGAUUAUCUAAAAUAUCCGAAACUGUAAUAACUGAUGAUAAUAAUUUACGAGAGGAAAAAAGUGACACUGCGACUAUGAUGAAGUGCCUUAAUAUCUUGUAUGUUGCGAUGCAAUCUGUUCGUAUAUUAACACCUACACUCAGAAGUUUGAUGUGCUUUGUUUUAAAUAGUCUUGACCAUCCUCACGACAGUGUACAUAUAUUAGCGCUAAAAACAUUAGGCGUUUAUUGCAUUUUGGACCAAGAAUUGGCUAAGAAACAUAUAAUGAUAUUUUUUUAUCAAUUUUCUCUUGAGCAAGAGAAUCAAGAAAUAUGGGUUAUCUCUUUAAAAGCAAUAUUUGAUCUUUUACUUAUGUAUGGUUUGGAAUAUUUUGAUAUAUUGCAAUCUCCAGAAGACAAUUCUGUACAAAAUAGAUCUGAGAAAACUCGUUCGCUUUACACACAUGAGACCAGUAACAUUUCUAUAAGUAAACGAACUGAAGUGGAAGAAGGCCCUUGCAAUUUCAUAAAAAUUUUAACAGGAUUGCUAACCAAUGCAAAUCAAGAUUUGCGUACUACUGCAGCAGAAGGGCUUUGUAAAUUAUUGCUUAAUCAACGAAUCAAUAGCAGUAAUCUGAUAUCGCGCUUGAUAAUUAUGUGCUAUAAUCCAGUCAACGCCGAUGACAUUUAUCUUCGACAAUGUUUAAGUGCUUUUUUUGACUGUUUUGUAGCGCGCGUACUUGAUGCACAAGAAAUGCUUGAAAGCGCAUACUUUUCAACGCUACAAGUUCUUUGUAACGCACCAGACAUUAGUCCUCUACGAGAGAUUAAUGCGAAUCAUGUAUCUAGGUUUAUACUCAGUUUAACUCGACAAGGUUGUCAGAAGAGCAGUGGACAAACAUUUUACACACAUAAUAAUCUGGCGUUUGCUAUACUGGCUGAGAUCUUAAGUCCAACAAGUAAGAUAGAUCAAGAAAUUCUUAUUAGGUCUUUGACAAAUUUAUGCAUUCAAAUCGAAGAUGAUCCGUCAAAACAAAAUCUGCAAAAAGCCAUUAAGGACGUUACGAAAAUGGUGAUGAGUUAUGAUAAACGAUUGCUUAAAUAUAUUCAGCAAUUUAAACAAAAAUUAGAAAUGCCCUCUGAAGGAACAGAAAUUGAUAUGGAUGUCGAAAGUGAGAGUGAAGAAUAAAUAACUCAUAAAUAUAUAAACGUUUAACUUUGAUAUAAAUGUUUAUCUACCAAUUAGUAAUAUGCUUAAUAUUUAUUUAUUAUUUUCUAAUUUCUCGAAAAUAUCUACAUUUAAAAAAGAAACAUCGCCGAAUAUUUGUAGAGAACUUACAAUAUAUAUACAGUACAUACAAUAUAUUAUAGUAUACGUAUAUAAAUUUAAAAAUCUCUGUAUCUCAAAUAAAAAUUUAAUGUAAUUAUA
Monomorium pharaonis (pharaoh ant) is the source of this 9732-nucleotide messenger RNA. RefSeq names its product condensin complex subunit 3 (gene Cap-G). Lineage: Eukaryota; Metazoa; Arthropoda; Insecta; Hymenoptera; Formicidae. Gene Ontology annotation, cellular component: cytoplasm; condensed chromosome; condensin complex. Gene Ontology annotation, biological process: mitotic chromosome condensation. The record is from RefSeq and is a predicted model, not a curated record. Bases 6760 to 9492 code for a protein of 910 amino acids. The transcript is spliced from 7 exons.